This is a messenger RNA of Ambispora gerdemannii, 963 nucleotides long. NCBI's taxonomy places the organism in Eukaryota, Fungi, Glomeromycota, Glomeromycetes, Archaeosporales, Ambisporaceae. The record is from the annotation of a GenBank genome assembly.
AUGACCGGUAUAAGCAUGCCAAAUGGGGAACAAGAACUAGCUAAUCUUAGUUUAUUGUGUGGAAAAGUUUUCGGACAUGAAAAUUUUUUAACCAUAAUUGCUCGCAUAUCUAAAACAGCCAGUAACCAAGGAAAAUAUUUUGCUCCUUCUUGCGAUUUUGUAGUUUGCUAUGCCAAAAAUAAAUCCCAUAUAAGCACGAGUGAUUUUUAUGAUGAAGUAGAUGAGGAUCUUUACGCAAAAGAGGAUGAAAAAGGCAGAUACAGAGAUGAUAUUGCCUUGUUUCAGUCAAGUUUGGAAACACGAUUAAAUCUUAGAUAUUACAUUCAGUGUCCUGAUGGAUCAUUAGUUAUUCCACCUGGAAGUACUUUGCCCCAGCAAAAAAAAGAAGGAGUGCCGGUUUCAAUCUUCAAAGAAACUAAAAAAUCUCCUCUAUUAGACCAAGACGGAACUAGGUCUAAAUAUAACGUCUAUGUGAAAAGUUAUUUGGAGACAAGGAAAGAUAAAGGAGUUAAGCCAAGAAAUUUUUUAAUAGACAAGAAUUUUUUAAACAGGAGAGGAACCGAUUAUUUGAAAACGCUAGGAUUAGAUUUUCCUUACUCUAAGCCCAAAGAACUUAUUAUUCAUUUACUUGAAAAAGUUCAUCUUGCUAAGGAUGCGAUUGUUUUGGAUUUCUUUGCCGGUUCAGGUACUACCGGCGAAGCCGUUUUAGAACUUAAUCGAGAAGAAAAAAGCCAAAGGAAGUUUAUUCUUUGCACCAAUAACGAGGGACAAAUUGCCGAAGAAGUUUGUUAUCCGCGUUUGAGGAAAGUCAUUAAAGGCUAUGUCAAAAAAAAUAAGGCUGAUGAAAUGAUAAAAGGGCUUGAAGGUAACCUCCAAUACUUCCAAACUGACUUAAUUUCUGUUGAAAACUUGCUUAAUAUAAGUGAUGAAAAAAGACAUGAGCUAACCGAAAAAGCGGGAUGA